CAUUAGUCUUGAAGAGUUGAUCGAAAAGAAGAGCCGUCCUGGUAUCAUUUUAUCAUUUAUUGUACUCAUCAUUGUUGAAUUUUCUCCAAACGAUCAAAAAUGAUAGUUUUAUUUCUGCUUUUUCUUAUUUCGCUCGGAAUUUAUCCAUUUACAUCAAGUUCUUCGUUAGACUGCUCAAAUUGUGUUGGAUCAGGUCAAGUAUGGUGUGUUGAACAGUCUCAGUGCAAUUCAAGCUUCGUAUCUUGCAGUACAAAAAUCUCGCUCCAACUAAAUUGCCCCACAAAACCGAAAGUUCCAUAUGAUGAACAUUUUGCACGUACUCAAAUGUUGGCUCUAGCCUCGGCUUCCCAUAAUGCCAAUCCUCAGCUGUGUCUUGACAACCAAAUUCCUACAAUGAAGCUUUACAAAGUUCGAACUGUGAAUUGUUCAACAGACUACCCUGAUGUGGCAUGUUAUGGAUAUACUGCUUAUGAUGUCACUCAAAAAGCUAUUGUCAUAUCUUAUAGAGGAUCUCAUGGACCGAACCAGAACAAUCAAAUACUGGAAGGAAUGACUCGAGAUGGUCUUCAUUCAUACUUUGGCAAAGGUACAGGUAAAAUCUUCAAAGUGAUCUACGAUUCUUUCAUGCUCCUUUGGAACGACAGGAUUAAUCAAGAUUUACGAUAUUUGAAGUACAAGUACCCUGACUUUGAGUUAUGGUUAAAUGGGCAUUCACUUGGAGGAGCCCUUUCAUAUACUACAGCUUCAUAUUUAACAACAGUUGGACUAUACAAACCAGAAAAUAUGAAAAUCAUUGUUCUUGCUCCUACGAAAAUAGGAGACUACGAUUUUGCAGCGUGGUAUUCGUCCACAUUUUCAUAUUCAUUCCAUAUAAUUCACCGAUUGGAUCUUAUUCCUAGAGUUCCAGCAAUUGACCCUCAUACCAAUACAACUGUCAUGUUUCAACCAAGAACUGAAAUUUGGUACAAUAACUACAUGAGAUUGAAUGACACAUAUCAAAUUUGUGAAGAAGCCGAUGGAGACUACUGUAGUGAUGCAGUUACAGAAGGAUUGAAUAUGAAUGAUCAUGGAUUCUAUUUCGAUAUUAAUAUUUCAAAUUGGGGAAAGGAUGGGUGUCCAAAAAAUACGACUGGAUAUGCUCAACCUUGAUAACCUUUCAAUUUUUAAUUUUGAGAAAGAAUGAAUAUUUUGAAUCUAAAA
Molecule: messenger RNA, 1200 nt
Organism: Caenorhabditis elegans
Lineage: Eukaryota; Metazoa; Nematoda; Chromadorea; Rhabditida; Rhabditidae
Gene: C40H1.9
Product: Fungal lipase-type domain-containing protein
Exons: 8
Coding region: 100-1149 (349 amino acids)
Biological process (GO): lipid metabolic process
Source: RefSeq, marked reviewed